Messenger RNA from Rhinichthys klamathensis goyatoka, 1609 nucleotides. RefSeq lists its product as uncharacterized. The record is from RefSeq and is a predicted model, not a curated record. The coding region runs from base 109 to 1107 and encodes 332 amino acids. Gene Ontology annotation, molecular function: GTP binding. Lineage: Eukaryota; Metazoa; Chordata; Actinopteri; Cypriniformes; Leuciscidae. The transcript has 4 exons.
AACGGCAUAAUUGAAAGUAUUUUCACACGGAAAUAAAGGUACAGAAAAACAACCAACUAGCAAUGCGAGUUUCCAUGAAGAGCAAAAACACCUUCACACACUGAGAUCAUGGCUGCUAAAUCUCCUCAGGGAGGUUCGUCUGUACAGUCAGAGCUCAGAAUUGUGAUUCUAGGAAAUGCGGGAGACGAUAAGAAUAAAGUGGUAAAAUCUAUCCUGAACCGCAAGAAUCUGACAGGAGUGAAAGUUGGUCAGUGUACGUUACAUCAGCGAGAUCCAGCGGGACGGAGGAUCAGUGUUGUUGAAGCUCCAGGAUGGGACAGAACUUCAAAACAACAAUCACCAGAGAACAUAAAAGAAGAAGUUGAGAGAAGCGUGUCUCUUUGUCCUCCAGGACCUCACGCUCUUCUUCUGGUCAUAGGGGUGGAAACUCUCUCUGAAGAACCUUCUACUAAUGAAAUUACAGCAGCACAAACUCACAUGGAGUUGUUGUCAGAGUGCGUCUGGAAACACACGAUCCUGCUGUUCGCUUGUGAUGAAGGAGUGGAGGACACACAAAUCAAAAAGUACAUUUGCAGCGCAGAGAAAAUCCUGGACAAGUGUGGAGGACAAUACUAUGUUCUUCAGAAAAGCGCUCAGAACCAUGAACUUUUAAAGAAGAUAGAUGACCUGGUGGAGGAGAACGGUGGUGAUUUCUUCACACCACAAGCUGAACUGAUUAAACUCAAGACACAAGAAGCCUCUGGUGAGAGUGAACUCAGACAGAGACGUGGAAGUAUUGCAGAUCCUCCUGACUUGAAUAAAGACAAAGGAGAUUCUGUGGAGAAGAAAGAAACCACAGAGGCUGACAAAUCUGUGGAAGACAUAUCGAAAAUUUGCAUGGAAUUCAAAAAGAUAGGACUGAUUAUUGUACUGAUAUUGAUGGGAAUAGUUGGAGCUCUUAUUGGUGCAGUUGCUGGAGCUGAAUAUGGAGUUUUAGGGUCUUGCAUUGGAUUAGUCUUGGGUAUCAUUGUAGGGAUUAUACUUGCGAGUAUCACCAAGUGCAUGUACACUCACAUUUAUUCACGCUCUUUAAAGAAACCAACAGAUAGCAGUGUGAAUUCAGGUUGAUACACAUUUUGGCAUUGAGAUGCCUGGGAAAAAUGUCCCAAUUAACAUGAAUUCAUCCCUACAUUAUAAACAUCUGAAUAAAGAGCUUAUAAUAUAUAUGUCUUUAUAUAUAUAUAUAUAUAUAUAUACACUCACACAUACAUAAAUACAUUUACUACACUAAUUUACACUCUUGAAUGAAACACUGCAUAGGUCAGUAGGGUGAAUGCAAAGUGGGAUUUGUAAUUUCUUAGGAUUUAUAUUUUAAUGUUCUUGCAUUACUAAAUACCAGCAUUCAUCAACACAUUUAGACAGCUUUAAAUGCUUUAUAGCAAAGAUGUGCAUCUGAGGAAGCUAAGAAGCAGGUGUUUGCUAGAUUUUGUACUGGUGUUGAUGAAUUUUCCUGAGCAAUUGUUUUAACACAUCAGCAUGUUUAAAUGUGUUUCUCAUGUCAUGUGCCUUUAAAUGACUGUACAAGCACAAUGUAAAUACCAUGUAAAUAAAAUUUAUUUGGAUUCAAAUA